Messenger RNA from Microtus ochrogaster (prairie vole), 4754 nucleotides. It is a transcript of the gene Spin1, whose product is annotated as spindlin 1. The record is from RefSeq and is a predicted model, not a curated record. Gene Ontology annotation, biological process: gamete generation. NCBI's taxonomy places the organism in Eukaryota, Metazoa, Chordata, Mammalia, Rodentia, Cricetidae.
GUCGCCCCCGCCCGGUCCCCGCCGCCCCCGCCAACAUGGCGCUGGUGGGGUCCCUGCCCCUGCCCGGCGACCGCUUCCCGCGCGCUUUGUUCCGCGCCGUGCGGGGGGGCGGGGGCGGCGGCAUUGCGUAACCGGGCGGGGGAGGGGCGUGGCGGGACCCCCGCGGCGGGUCACCCUGGUGACGCCCUGCCUGGGGGGCUCGGGGCUGGGGCUCGCGUGACCUUGGGUUUGCCUUCCCGUUCGCGCCGGGGUGUAGCGCGACUCGGCGCGGCUGCCGCGCUUCGCUGGGGGUCGCGGUCCCUGGUGGCUUCCUGCACGGCUGAGUGCUUGGGAAUCCACAUGUUUUUGCUGAACUUGUAAAAGAGACACCUGGAUGGUGGGUUAACAAGAAUACUGACCUGUGGGAAGCUUCAUAUCUGAAAAUACUGGAUUUUCACCCUAGUCCAGCAGCUCUGCUGCUCACAUAAAUACAGAUGAAUGAAGACCCCAUUCGGGAAGACACCUGGCCAGCGGUCUAGAGCUGAUGCAGGUCAUGCUGGAGUAUCUGUAAACAUGAUGAAGAAGAGGACAUCUCACAAGGAACGUCAUCUGUUGCCUUCACAGGCUAAGAUCCGAAGCUUUGAAGCCUUGAGUGCAUUGUUGUGCUCCAGAAGAAAACAUCGGACCAGUGUGGGACCAAGCAAACCUGUGUCCCAGCCCCGGCGGAACAUCGUAGGCUGCAGGAUUCAGCAUGGGUGGAGAGAGGGCAACGGCCCUAUCACCCAGUGGAAGGGGACUGUCCUGGACCAGGUGCCCGUGAAUCCUUCCCUGUAUCUUAUAAAGUAUGAUGGAUUUGACUGUGUUUAUGGACUAGAACUUAACAAAGAUGAAAGAGUUUCUGCACUUGAAGUCCUCCCUGAUAGAGUUGCCACAUCUCGGAUCAGCGACGCACACUUAGCGGACACAAUGAUUGGCAAAGCAGUGGAGCACAUGUUUGAGACAGAGGAUGGCUCUAAAGAUGAGUGGAGGGGGAUGGUCUUGGCACGGGCACCUGUCAUGAACACAUGGUUUUACAUCACCUAUGAGAAAGACCCUGUCUUGUACAUGUACCAGCUCCUAGAUGAUUACAAAGAAGGCGAUCUCCGCAUCAUGCCUGAUUCUAAUGAUUCGCCUCCAGCAGAAAGGGAGCCAGGAGAAGUUGUGGACAGCCUGGUAGGCAAGCAAGUGGAAUAUGCCAAAGAAGAUGGCUCGAAAAGGACUGGCAUGGUCAUCCACCAAGUAGAGGCCAAACCCUCUGUCUAUUUCAUCAAGUUUGAUGAUGACUUCCAUAUUUACGUCUACGAUUUGGUGAAAACGUCCUAGAUGUCAUCACAAGCUUUGCCAAAUUUGUGGAACUAUUAAAUGUAUAAUUUGUAGACAUAAAGACUUGAUUGCUUUCCAGUUUAAUGAAAGCUUAGAUGUCCCUGCGAACCCACAAUCUCCACCAGCAGAGCUGGUGUUGUUCUGAAUAGUGCAGACUGAUUCGAACACAAGGCAUCUAUGAGGGGUGUCCUCCCUCUUCAGAGCAUCUGUGAGGGGAGUCCUCCCUCUUCAAGGCAUCUGUGUGAGGGGGGUCCUCCCCCUUACAAGAAGGCUGUCUGUUGGGGGUUACAAGCAAGGUGGUAAAAGUUAAGCUAGUAUUAUAGUCAUUUAAAUCUGGAUAAGUUGUAACCAUUUUCCCCAUCACUUUGACACACUGUCUUAUUCUGCUGCCACAAUGCAAGCAUAGUUUGUUAUUUUUGUUACUGCCUUUUUUGAGAGAUUAUGUAUCUAUAGCUACCUGUCUAGAUCUGCAUCUGUGUGCCUAUGUAUAUAUUAUACACACACACAGGCACUCACCGCUGGCACUCCUUUCCUUGUGGAGUGGGAGGGGGGUGAUAAUGUUUUCUCCAGUUCAACAGGAGUGCUUGACCCAAGUCAGUCGUAUUUAUAAUAUGGCUUUGUUUAAAAUUAAAUUUGGGCACGGAAAGCACACAAGGGACAUUAGGUUGUUUCAAAGGUCAGAAUUCAGAGUACCAUUUUAAUCUGGAGGCUUUUAGCUAUGAGUCCAGGUAUAAAUUAGCCAUAAACCGUCAACAACCCACAGUAGAAUUUAGUAAACUGUUAAGAAAUCUGGGUAAAAGGCUGCCUUCAAUUCGAAGCUUUGUUUUCUAUGUUUCGUUUGUUUCUUGUUUCCUUUAUUAUUAUUAUUAUAAUUAUUAUUGCUGUUGUUACUCUUUAAUCAUAAGUACUUUUAAAAUAAAGCCCAGGUCCUUGGUUCACAUGGAACAAUGUCAAUGUGCUUAUGGACGGCACAUUGGUCUAUUUGUAUGCUUCCAGUCGUCAGGAUUUUAGUACAUGGAUUUAGAAGGCAACACUAUAACAGUGGUUUGUAUAUGUGGUAAAUUCCUACAAAAACAGUACAUUGGUAUUAGAAAUGUGAGUUUUAAAGUAUGGCACUGUUGCCUUCUGCUAAGUUCUCUGGGGCUUUUUAGUUUUUAUUAUUGUUACUGUUGAUAUAUGAUUGUGGUCAGAAGGCCUCUUCUCCCCUUCCCUUCCUGCUCUUCUUCCUCCUGGCCCUUCCCACCCCUCUACAGUGAAUGUUGGGCAAAUAUGGCUUCUUGCCUUGACCCUGUUGUGACGGUGUCUGUUCUUGCUCCAGGUGUGCUGUUCAUGCGGGUUUAUUCCCUCUGUGGCCCUGGGCUUUGCAUGUGCAUUAUAUGUUAUGGUGGAAGGCUGUCAUGCUAGCUGGCUUGUGGGUGAAUAGCAGCUCUUGGCCACUGGGUGCAUUUGUGAUUUGUUCUGUAAGGUUGUUUGAAGCUGAGAUGGAACUGAAAAUGUGGUUGAUUGACUCACCUAACAUCUGCUUGGUCUCGCUUGUUUUGGAAGAUCCCCGGUGACCUGUCAGCUGGGAGAAAGAUGAUUUGUAAAACCAGUCUCUUGUAGAGAUUGAAAAUCCUUUCUGUGCCUGGACAGAUGUGGAUACUGUCAAGCACACACCAGAGCUUUGGCCUAGUGUAGGUCUGCUACCUUGGUGGGGCUCUUCCUGAUGUAAGAAAUCAUUCCAUGAUUCAAGGAGCAUGGUUACUAGAUACCCAUGUAGUCUUCACAGAGGCUAACAACCUCAUGCUUCUGGAUGGUCACAACUGCUCACCAUGUGAACACAGUACCUCAGUUCUGUCCCUGGCUGCAAUCACCCUGUGCUCAGUGUUUUCCCAAAGGGACCCAGGGACAAGCUUCUUAAUGCAGUGUGAUAUACCCUAGUCUUCAGUGCUUCUAGCGUAUGUGACCGGGUGUCGUCGGGCAUGUAAAUCUGAGCUGAGUCUGACUCCUAGGGCGCAUACUGACAUCUGUGCCACAAGUGGGCAAGUGUGUCCUGCAUGGACUGACAGUGCAGAACAUAGCAUGGUGACUGGAAAGGAAUGUUCAUUUCGAAAUGUCCCGAGGGCUGGAUCUGUUUAGACGUGUCUGCCAUUAUCUGAUGAUUGCAUUGUGGUUUUCUGCCAGCAGCCCACACUAGUUUGGUUACCCAUGAACUCCUGGUCCAGAGGAAUACAACAUGAUGAUGGUGAUAACUUGGAUCACUAUUCUAUUUAUUGCCUUUACGUGAGGCUGGGGGAAGGGGAAGGUUUUUGUUUGUUUGUAUUUUUAUUGUUUUUCCAUCCCUCCCCCACUCUUUUCUUUUGGUGGCUUCCACCACUCUCCUCCUGAGCCUGCCACCUCGGGCUUCCCUUAGGCUCACAGUUCAGAUCUGCAUGCAUUGCUUGCAUUGUUCUGGUAUCUGAAUGUUGAUUCCUCAUUUAGGAGUUCAACAUUAAUUUCCAAAAUUAUGGGGCUUGUGGCAACACAAGGCGUGAAUCUGUGUAUAAAAUUUAUUGGCCUUCCUCACUUACCUGCUCUAGUAUCGUAUCGUGUGUGCGUGCGUAUGUGACGUCAGGCUGCCACGUAAACUUCAGAGAAGAACCUUAAAGCAGACCAUCCUUUUUUGCAUGCUCUCUUCUAAGUAGAAUGUUCAAUGUAACUAAGUAAAAUUGCAUGUUAAAGAGACUUAGGUUCUUUCUUUCUUUCUUUCUUUGGAUUUGCUUUUGGUUUCCUGUAUAUUUGCUUACUGUGCUGUUGUAGUGGUUGUAGGGUAAAGACGCACUGGUGAAGCAGUCGUAGCGCCGACAGAAGGUUAUUCCAGUUGUAUAUGUCACACAGCAUUCGAAGGGACUGUGCACGCUCUAAAAAUCACAGUUGCUUCUAAGCCAGAUUUCAUUUCUUUUCUUGUUUUAUGUGCCAAACCCGGAAGUGCAUUGGGCCUGAAUCUCUGAACACUGUUGACCCAUUAGAAAGAAGACUGCGCUGAUUGUCACAGAUUGUAGUGCCUGAAAACACUUACGCUGAUUGUCCAAGAGAGGAGAGUCCUCCAAAGAUGACACAGGAAAAAUUACUCAAAAUAAUCAUGGUUGAAAUGUCUGUGUCCUUGGGAAUGCUGCACUCUGUGUAUUCUCCUUCAUUGGUGCAGUUCGGAUGAAUGAGUAGAGUUCAGAGGUCUUCGUGUUCACGUUUAAAACUAGAUAAAUGACCUCAUUUUUUUGAGCUUGAAUUCAUUUUUAAUUUUAACUUUAUUUUAUACAACGUGUAGACAGUUCCCUGUUCUCUGCAUUUAGAAGUAUACACAGUACAACUGUUAAUUCUGUAAGUAAUUUUUAUAAUUAUGAUGUAACUCUAUCCUUCCUUAAAACAUUCAAAAUAAACCCUUUAUGUGCAACUUC